Molecule: messenger RNA, 512 nt
Organism: Dermochelys coriacea (leatherback sea turtle)
Lineage: Eukaryota; Metazoa; Chordata; Testudines; Dermochelyidae
Product: cathepsin G-like
Exons: 4
Coding region: 1-504 (167 amino acids)
Biological process (GO): proteolysis
Cellular component (GO): cytoplasm; intracellular membrane-bounded organelle
Molecular function (GO): serine-type endopeptidase activity
Source: RefSeq, a predicted model, not a curated record
AUGCUGCUACUGCUUCUCCUGCUCCCUGCAGCCGUCCUCUUGCCACUCAGGGCUCAAGCUGGGUGGAUCAUCGGGGGGAACGUAUCCUGGCCACACUCCAGACCCUAUAUGGCCUACCUGGAGGUGAGAAUGGGCCAGGUGAACACACAGAUAUGCGGAGGACUGUUGGUGAAGAAGGACUUUGUCCUGACUGCUGCUCACUGCAGCUGUACUGCAGGCAACGUCACAGUCAUCCUCGGAGCCCACAAUGUCCACGAGCCGGAGGAAACCCAGCAGCGCCUGCGUGUGCGACGCAUCAUCCCCCACCCAGAAUUCACCAGGGACCCCCUCACCAACGACCUCCUGCUUCUUCAGGGGGAUUCCGGGGGUCCCCUGGUGUGUAACAGGGUACCCCAGGGCAUUGUCUCCUAUGGAAAAGUGAACGGUUCUCCACCUGCGAUAUACACACGGAUUGCUAAAUUCAUCCCGUGGAUUAGGCAACAGAUGUGCUUGUUCCAGCAGUAAUUAAGACA